AUGAGUUUAAGGGACCAGCGCCUGUGGAAGAAGAUCUGGUGGUCGCUUUUUACUGAAGACAAACACGCAGCUGCAGCGUUGGGGAGGCCUGUCCACAUCCGCCUUCGUGAUUGCGAUGUAGAACAGCUCUGCGAGUCAGAUUUUGAGGAGGAACCAGCACGGGACCCGGAGAUAUUUGGUGUCCAAGAGAGAGUGGAUGUCUUAUAUGUUCUAUUUCUUAGUGACCUCUCGAAAAUCGUCGAAAGGAUAAUAGAUAAAUCGUUUAAUGCGCAUGAUAAGACUCUCGCCGCGCAGGCCGAUACGCUCCAACUAUGCGAAGAGUGGCUUCUAGACUGGGAACGGCGGCUACCACCUGAGCUUCACCUAUCGCGGAGCGGAGAAUGUGUAUGGACUGGUAUGCUCCACAUUGCCCACUGCUGGUUUCGCAUCUUGACCCACCGAUCAAGAACGCCCGAAAACCCUUCAUCACCCUCCCGCUCCACCUCUCACCAGGUUGCCAUGAACGCAGCAAAUCGAAUGGUACGGAUCAUCGAAGAAGUGCUAUCUUCAUCCGCCAUAAACCAGUGUCCUAUACACGUUAUUCCUGCUUUGUUCGCUGCCAUGUCCAUGCACGCGCAACACAUUUGUUCUGGAGACCCAGUCCGUGAACAACUAGGGUCUGUGAAAAUCCGGCUAUCGAUGAUCGCACUCCGAGAACUGCAAAGCACCUGGCCCGUGAGCGGCUGGAUUUUCCUCCUUUUCACGAAAAUCAUUCGUCGCAUCCGGGAUACGGAUGAUUACCCGCCGCCAGCCAAUAGUAGCUCUGAUACGAUGACCGAGACGGGUGUCCAAGCGGAUACGUUGGGCGUUAGUGGUGAGUCGGGAAUGGCCCCCCCUGAAACGGCAACCCAACCGCACAUCCAGAUAACUCCCAACGGGAAUGCUGUUGGCUGGGAUCCCCAUGGCAUCACCAUGCCGUUGAAUUUCUCGACUGAUUGGAGUGGCGUCACUGAUGGGGACUUGUGUCUUGAUCCGGAAUUUGAUUUUAUGAUUGGAACACCCAGGGCAUCUACUCCUCGGAUUCCUAGAUCGAAUUUUUAUAAUUCAUAG
Molecule: messenger RNA, 1089 nt
Organism: Histoplasma mississippiense
Lineage: Eukaryota; Fungi; Ascomycota; Eurotiomycetes; Onygenales; Ajellomycetaceae
Exons: 2
Coding region: 1-1089 (362 amino acids)
Biological process (GO): DNA-templated transcription
Molecular function (GO): DNA binding; zinc ion binding
Source: RefSeq, a predicted model, not a curated record